AUGGAUUUAGACUUUAUCUUUUUCCCAGCCCCAAAAGAAAUAUCUAAUGAUCAUGAACAUGGCCAAAUAUUGUGGAUUCCAAAAUAUCCAAAACUCUAUCCUACUUUUCAAAAUUAUGUACCAAGAACAAACAAGAAGAGGGGUGUUUUCUUCAAAUAAAGUGAAAUAGAUUUUGAUGAAGAUCAUUUUUUAAUAGAUGAGCCCACAGAAUCUUAAUUGCAGCCAAUACCAAAUUUUGAAUGGAAACCAAUUACAAAUAGAUAACGAAAGCGAUAAACUACUGACAUAAACUCACCCACAUUUGAUUCUAGUGAGGGUAGUCCAGAUGUUCAACAAAAACUACAGAAACUUAAUAUGCAAUCGGUUUAGAUUAUCACAAAAAAACCUCAAUUGUGUAGAAUGUCUUCAAAUCUUUACCCUAUUAAAAGGACAAGAGUCAAUCAGAGUAUCUGCUUCAGUUAACCACUUAUCAAAUUACCUUAAGAAUUGAUUGAUCUCAAUUAAUAAAAAAAUUAAAAUGAAUGUGAUGAUGAAUAGCCCCCUCCAAGAUCAAAUUCAAGGGAUUCCCAUCAAAUCAAUGGCUAUAUUCCUUGCAUGUAUGUGGACUCAAAAAAACAUUCCCCCAACAUUUUGAUCUAUUUUCAUGCCAAUUGUGAAGAUAUAACAUAAUCCUAUAAUUUUUUAGUACAUCUGCGUGAUAAUUUACAAGUAUCUGCUAUAGCUGUUGAAUAUCCUGGAUACGGAAAAUACAAAAAUGAACAACCUUCAGCUGAGUCCAUUCUGAAUGAUGCUGAAUAUGUGUUUAAUUAUCUGACAAAGAGAUUGGGAUAUGCUGAAAACAGGAUUAUUGUAUUCGGUAGAAGUAUUGGGAGUGGACCAGCCACUUAUAUAGCGAAUAGAUACAAACCUGCAUGUUUGGCUUUAAUGUCUCCAUUCACUUCACUUAAAGCAGCGGUCCGAGAUUACAUUGGUUCGUGGGCAUAGUUCCUCAUUAGAUAGAGAUUUGACAAUUUGGAACAAAUUUAGAAAGUGAAAGUACCUAUUUUUAUUUUGCAUGGUUUGGCUGACAACAUCAUUCCUUAUUCAUAAGCUUAACAAUUAUACAAAUCAUGUAAAACUGAUAAAUGUAUUCUACAUCUGGCAGAUGAUAUGGAUCACAUCAGCUAUAGAUUAUAUAAGGACUUAAUUAAUCCAUUUACAGAAUUUUUACUUUAAAUUAAAUAUUAUUAGAACUGUUCUUAAGGACCAAAAAUGCCCACAGUUCUCUUUCAUGAUCCUACCCUUGAAUGA
Messenger RNA from Paramecium tetraurelia, 1290 nucleotides. RefSeq lists its product as uncharacterized. The transcript has 4 exons. Gene Ontology annotation, molecular function: palmitoyl-(protein) hydrolase activity. Lineage: Eukaryota; Ciliophora; Oligohymenophorea; Peniculida; Parameciidae. Gene Ontology annotation, cellular component: membrane. The record is from RefSeq and is a predicted model, not a curated record.